This is a messenger RNA of Closterium sp. Naga37s-1, 315 nucleotides long. Lineage: Eukaryota; Viridiplantae; Streptophyta; Zygnematophyceae; Desmidiales; Closteriaceae. The record is from the annotation of a GenBank genome assembly.
AUGCAUGGGCAAGAGUGGGUAUGGUAUAGUCUGUGGACACAUGUGGAAGGAGUGGCGAGGUUCAGGAGGGGCAUGGGCGCCAAGCAAGCAUGUGGGAGGGGGGGAGGGCGAGGCAGCUCUCAUUCCCCCCGUCCCCCUCCCCACCCCACCCUCCCCCGCCCCGUUCUUUCCCCCACCCCCUCCUCACCCCUCCCCUCCUCUCCCCCUCCCACUACCCCACCUCCCCCUUUCCCCCGACCCCAUCUCCUCCCCCCCCCCUUCCCCCCUCACCUCCCUCCCCGCCCCCCUCACCCACCCACCUCCCAGCACGCAUAG